This is a messenger RNA of Seminavis robusta, 2451 nucleotides long. The record is from the annotation of a GenBank genome assembly. NCBI's taxonomy places the organism in Eukaryota, Bacillariophyta, Bacillariophyceae, Naviculales, Naviculaceae.
AUGUCCACGGACACUUCUUCUCGAGGUGUCAAGAAGGACAAACAUGCGGCCCGCAAGGAGUCCGAUGCCAUGUUCCAAGAAAUGGAUGCCGACCAGAGCAGUAGUGCUUCGCAAGAAGAAAUUGCCAAGUUUGUGGCGUCCAACUCCCAGCUGUGGUCCGAGCUCAGCAGAAAAGUCAUGCAGCCACCGGAAGUUGUAAUUCAGGUUGCCACUCGAGUGGCCAUGGAGUUGACAAGUGGAAAAGAAGGACAAGCAGCUCUGGAUGCAGAGCUCACUCCAGAGCAGUUUCAUCAAUUUAGAAAGAAAUAUAUUCUGGAUUCCACAGGAUCAGAGGAGUUCUAUCAACGAGCUGUGUUUGCCAACUAUGAUAAAGACAGCAGUGGGGAAUUGGAUGCAAAGGAACUGGACCAGUUUCUUGAUACCAUCUAUGAGUCAAGAAGUGUUGUGAAAGGGAUAAUCACACUUCCUCCCAAGAAGAAGAUGAGAAACCUGAUCAUGAAGCGCUAUGAUGUUGAUGGCGGUGGAGGGCUUUCUUUUGGAGAAAUCAGGGGCGUUCUGAGUGGUGGAACCGCUGCUUUGCAAUCAGAUGCGUUGUUUCAGCAAAUGGACAAAGACAACAGCAGUGGUGCUUCUAGAGAGGAAAUCGCUCAAUUUGUCUCCUCCAAUGCACAGUUGUGGGCCAAGCUGAGCGUCAAACUAAACCAACCAGCACAAGUUGUCAUUCAGGUUGCUACAAGAGUGGCUAUGGAAUUGGCCAGUGGAAAGGAGGGGCAAGCUGCCCUGGAUGCUGAGCUCUCCCCAGAGCAGUUCCAUCAAUUCAGGAAGAAGUAUGUACUGGACUCAUCAGGAUCAGAGGAGUUCUUUCACCGUGCGGUCUUCGCAAACUAUGAUAAGGACAACAGUGGCGAGCUGGAUGCAGAAGAGUUGGAACAGUUUCUUGAUACAAUCUAUGAAUCAAGAAGUGUUGUAAAGGGAGUGAUCACACUUCCUCCCAAGGAGAAAAUGAGAGAUGCAAUCAUGAAGCAGUGUGACACCGAUGGUGGUGGGGGGCUUUCAUACAAGGAAAUCAGUGGCAUCCUAAGUGGUGGAACAUCUGCAUUGGUUGCUUUGAGCUCAACUGUGGCAGAGGACACGGAAGAGGAAGAACACAAGACAGAGGAGGGCGACAUGGAUGCUUCUGCUGUGGCAAGGCAGCGGACAAUGAAGUCGGUCGUCGACGCACGCAUGGCAGCAUCGUCUCUCUUGAAAAGUUUACAAACGCCGGAGGAAGCUGCUGAACAAGAGGAAGAAGAAGAGGAAUCGGAGUCUGAAGAAGAUGAGGAGGAAGAAGAUUCAGAAGAAGAAGCAGAUGGUGAGGUAGGUUAUGCAUCGAAUCCUGGUGUGGGAGAAGAAGCAGUGGAGCAUGUUCAUGCAGAUGAGAUGGCUCAGCAAAAGGAAGCGGAAGCUCAGGCCGCUGGGGACGUUGAAGCUGCAGCUGCAGCAUCUGUCCCCGAAUCUUCAGGAGAACCUGACGAUGAGACCGAUCAACAGAAGGAAGGGAGAACUCAGUCCACCGAGGACGUUAAAGUGGAGGCUGCGGCAUCUGUCCCCGAGUCUUCAGGAAAUCCCGACGCUGCUUCAGAGGAGGGGGGCGUAGAAGAAGUGACGGCCGAAGCGCCGUUGACAACCGAAGACACAGACACCGCGGACGAACCAGCGGGCGAGACAGUGGAAGAUGGUGAGGCAGAAGUGACGGCCGAGGCGCCGUUGCAAACCAAAGACACAGACGAAGUCGAAGAACCUACCGAAAAGUCAGAAACUCCUGAGCGAGUGGAAACUGAAGACGCAGCCGAUGUGGAAAAACCAGCAGAAACAUCAGCAUCAAUGCCCACUACUGCUACUACUACAUCAGGAGCUGUAGAAGGUGCUGAGGAAAUAGAGAAGGGCAGGGAGAGAGUGGAAACAGAGGCCGCCGUCCAUCCGGAAGAACCAGCAGAAACAGCCAGCUCCAAUGCCGAUGCUUCGCCAGAACCCGUCGGAACAUCUGUGGAGGAGCAGAUUGAGACAAAAGAGGCAGGUAAACACGGGGCUGCAGCCACAGUCGAGGCAGAAGCGGCAGUUUCAACCACAAAGCCCGCUGAAGAGGUCACAGCUGUCAAAAAAGAGGCAUCAGAGACUCCAAUCCCUACGACUUUGUCCGAGCCAGCAAAAACAGGAAAAGCAAAGCCAGAGGAGAAGCCAAAGCCAGAGAAGCCAACUAAACCGUCUCCACAGCAGAAUGGUGCACAGGUUCGGAAAGAAGAGGUGGACCUUUCAGAGGCUGAUGUCGCAGCAGGUGCCGCCCCUGCCGCAGUGACAGCAAAAGGAAAGGGGAAGAAAGAAGAAGAAGAACCAUUGGAGUGUCCUUGCUGUGAAUGGCUGGCAGAUGUCUUUGGCCGCCGAAACCGCAAGAAAGCCCCCAAGGGUUCUUGA